AUGUCGUCCUCCUCCUUCGACUUCCUCGAGGGCUGGACAAGCGAUGACAGUCACAGCCUCUCCGCCAGCGAGACGGAGCUCGACAUCUCGCCCGACGAGGCUCUCCUGCUCGCCGACCUUAUCGCCUCCGUUGCCGAUAAGCCUGUCUCUACCACAGCUUCGAGCCAGCAUCACCAGGCCGUGCCAGACAUAGAAGACCAUGAAUACCUGCGUCUGGCGCUGGAGGAGACCUUUCUCCCGGACGACGAUACCAUCUCGGACCAGAAACAUCAGCGUCAGACUGCCCGCAACCCCAUACAACUCGACCAACCCAGAGACGCAGACGAAAAAAACAAUGCAGAUAAAAACAAUGGAGACAGAGAUGAUGUCCGUGAAGAGGAAGACUCUCGCACACCCCUCGAACGCUUCAGACGGCCUCCCAUGAAAGGCCUGUCUGUCUCCGACCUCGUCUCCCCGGCCUGGUGCGAGCUGCAGUACACAUAUACCCUCCUCCACGGGCCUAAGCAGACCACACCCGCCAUGAAGCGCGGCAAAGUCGUCCACCAGAAGCUCGAGAACGAAGUCCACGCCUCUGUGCCCGUCACCGUGCUCAGCAAGGAAGACGCCUGGGCCCUGCGCAUCUGGAACGUGAUUUACGCCCUUCGCACGCUGCGAGAUACCGGUAUAACUCGCGAAAUGGAGGUCUGGGGAUUGCUAGAUGGGGAGAUCGUGACGGGCGUGGUCGAUUGUCUCUCUCACGACCGCCCUACGCAUGCUGACCUGCAUCACUUGCCCGCGACGUACUCUGGGGUGCGCUCGACUAAACGCCUGCAUAAGACGAGUGCUGGAUGGGCCUUCGAGCAUGUCGGGCAGAAUAUACCGCUGAGCAAGGAAAGGGGUAUAUAUAUUACUGAAGUGAAGACGAGAGAUGCGGCGAGGGGAGGUACGAGGUUACCUGCGCUUGACUCGCCGUCCUUUAGGCCUGCGCGCAUCCAGUUACAGCUCUAUUACCAUUUCUUGACCCGCAUGGUGGAAUCGGAGGAUGUCAGCGUGUUUGAUAUUGCGGAGAGGUAUGGGUUGAAGCCUCAUGCUCCGCUGUCGGACGCUUUUCUGGCGCAGGUCGGCAGCAUCAAUGACGAUUACUUUGAGAACGAGGCUUGUUCGUGGAGUCAGUCAAGGCCCAGCGAAGAAGGGGAUGGAGAUGCUACUUCCAUCAGUGAUAGACUGGAUUCGUUGACGGUGCUGCUGAAUCAUAACUCGCUGGCGAAUCUGUGGGAUCUACUCAAGGAGAAUCUCAGACUGACCUUUUUAUGGCCAUCAACGUCUACUUCUACGUCUGCUUCUACGUCUGCUUCUACUUCUGCAGGGGAUAAACAAGUGACGCUGCUGUCACCUAUACUAACAGUGUCAUACAUGGCUCAGGACAGGUCGAGAUCAGCAUCACCAACUACAGAGACAGAAAGGGAACCAGGAGAUACAGAAUCAAAAGAAGAGAGACCAACAGAUGCAGGAUCAGAUGCAGAUGCAGAAUCAGGAUCAAACACGCCCACCCCGUCAGAAACCCACAACUACACACAACUAGGCACACGCUCGUUCCUCUUCGACCCGGACUCGCUCUACCCCUAUCUGAUCGAGGGCUUGGCCUGGUGGCACGGCAGACGACCUGCUCACGCCAUCCCCGUCUCACAGGCCUGGAAGUGCCAGUCCUGUGACUUCAGGGGGAGCUGCAGCUGGCGCCGGCAGCGGUUCGAGAUGCACAUGCAGAAGAUCCGGGAGAGAGGCAACAGUUAGCCUUUGAUCUGUUUGUUGAUCUAUUGAUCUGCUGGGUCUACAAUUAUGUGCCAUAAUAUAGUGUUGGCGUUUUACGUAUAUAGCUGGAUAGGGUACCCUAAUUGACUGUUUUGAUAUCCCACUUCUCCAUACAUGAUUAGUCUCCAAGGGUCCAGAUUUUGACUACCGACGUAGCAUCCUUGAUGUAAUAGCUGUCCCAUCAGACUGGAGCAGGGCCGUGGCAACGUCCCAGUGGGCAAAGUCAAGCAAUAGCCUAUCCUUUCGUCUCCAUGAACGCGUCAGGCACGGCGUGGAGAUGUGGUUAAACUAGCAUCUAAUAGGGACGGAAGUUCUUCGGCGACACAUGUCGUUGAUAGCCGUUGCCUUACCACUGUUAUUACCCCUGGGAUGUACCAGACGUCCAUGUAUCUGUCGGCCGGGGCAUCUGUAGACUCCGAUGAAACUCCGUCGUCUGUAGAUGUAGCACCGUUGAUCAAUGUGUAGGUUAGGGUGACCGCAGCAGUAAACACCCACCACGCCGAACUCUCCGGUAUAUUGAGUGAAUUACAUCCUAGAAUGGCUCUAAUAUACUCUAUAAACAUGACAUAUAUGCAAAUACUCCAUGUCACGCUGCCCUGGCGCAGGAUCGGACGAAAGUGCUGA
Trichophyton rubrum CBS 118892 is the source of this 2412-nucleotide messenger RNA. RefSeq lists its product as uncharacterized. The transcript has 2 exons. Gene Ontology annotation, molecular function: single-stranded DNA 5'-3' DNA exonuclease activity. Lineage: Eukaryota; Fungi; Ascomycota; Eurotiomycetes; Onygenales; Arthrodermataceae. Gene Ontology annotation, biological process: interstrand cross-link repair. Gene Ontology annotation, cellular component: nucleus; mitochondrion. The record is from RefSeq and is a predicted model, not a curated record. The coding region runs from base 1 to 1770 and encodes 589 amino acids.